AUGGCGACCACAACAUCGCGAGCCUGGACAUUCUCCCGGAGCGGCUCUCCUUCAGAUGUCCUUUCUCUCACGGAAUCCCGACCCAUACCAAGUUUUCCUCCCGAACCUGCUCUCCCCGAGGAAUGGGUUCUUGUCAAGGUGGCCUUUGCAGGUCUUAACGUCGGCGCCAUCUUCCAGAUGACUCUUAUCCCUGCUUUUCUGCGCAACGAGACAUGCAUCCCAGAAAUGGACCUAUCCGGAGUCGUCCAGGACGUCUGGCAUCCUCACGCAAAGGGAAACAAUGGUGAUGAGUCGAAUAGUGCUACCGAAGGUGCUGGCCCUGUGAGUCCUAGCAGCGCUGAGAGCAACACUCAGACUCGCUUCCGCAAAGGUGACAAAGUCAUGGCCAUGCUGCCGGCCAGCCACGCCCUCCCAACGGGCACCGGUGCCCUGGCCGAAUAUGUCGCCAUCCCGGCCCGCUUUGCCGUCCACAAGCCGACCUCGGCCCCCUUCGCCGACGCGGCUGGCUGCCUCCUCACCGGCAUGACGGCUCACCAGCAGGUUGUCGAGUCCGGCAUCAAGCUCGGUGACCGAGUCCUCGUUAACGCUGCCAGCGGCGGCAUCGGCACUCUGGUCAUCCAGAUGGCUCGCCAGGUCGUCGGUCCCGAGGGCUUCGUCGUCGGCAUCUGCAGCGGCCGAAACACUCGGCUAGUCGAAAGCCUCGGGGCCGACGAGAGCAUCGACUACACCCAGUACAACGACCUCCCGGCCUACCUCGCAGCUCGCUUCCGCUCCCAUCCCUUCAACGCCGUCAUUGACACGCUGGGCCACCAAUCUCUCUACGUGCACUCCCCUGCCUACCUCGUUGCCACGGGCACGUACUCCUCCGUCGGGAUCAAGCCCCCUGACUUCUCCGUCCCAAACUUCCUGCGUGCCGUCGUGCAGAUGAAGCUCAACGAGUGGUGGCCCGUCAGCCGCUGGCUCGGCGGCGUAGGCCGUCUCUGGCGGGUCGUCUCGAUGAUGGAGCCUACGCUCGAGGACCGCCAGCGCAUCGCCGACAUGCUGGGCGGGAGCCAGAUCCGCGUCGUCAGAGACAGCGUCUGGAGCUUCGAGGAUGUCAAGGAGGCAUACGCUAAGCUAGGAGGCCUGCAUGCGAGCGGCAAGGUUCUGGUGCGAGUGGAUGAGACGGUGGGAGACAAUGAGUGCUAA
Messenger RNA from Trichoderma aggressivum f. europaeum, 1188 nucleotides. RefSeq lists its product as uncharacterized. NCBI's taxonomy places the organism in Eukaryota, Fungi, Ascomycota, Sordariomycetes, Hypocreales, Hypocreaceae. The transcript has a single exon. The record is from RefSeq and is a predicted model, not a curated record. Gene Ontology annotation, cellular component: mitochondrion. Gene Ontology annotation, molecular function: zinc ion binding; oxidoreductase activity. The coding region runs from base 1 to 1188 and encodes 395 amino acids.